ACCGUUUAGCAGUCGUGUCGAAAAAUCGCCAACCCUUAAUGGAUUCCGCUCCAUCUUACUGCAUCAUUGGUGCCGGACCGGCAGGGCUCUGUACGGCCCGACAUGCGCUCCUUCAGGUGGCCGACGCUUCGCAAGUGACCGUGUUCGAGCAAACAGACCAGAUCGGAGGUCUGUGGGCCUACAACGAUAGUACCGGAACCGAUCGCAAUGGGCUGCCCGUUUACUCGUGUCUCUACGCAAAUCUACGUACGAAUUUGGUUAAGCAGGGCAUGGGCUAUCCAGACUACCCGAUCGACGAGCAGGCGAAAACGUUCAGCACAAUCUCGGACGUGAUCCACCAACUGAUCGGGUACACUGAGAAGUUCGGCUUGCGACGAGUAAUCAAAUUCGAGCACCAGGUCGUUCGAGUGACCCGAAACUUUGCACACAGUUAUUGGGAUGUCCUGGUGAAAGAUCUUCCAAGCGGUCAGUACAAAACUCACAGCUUCGAUUACGUUCUGGUGUGCAACGGUCACUACACGUCCCCGGUGGUCCCCGAGUUUCGAGGUCGGGACGAGUUCACCGGACGGCAGCUACACAGCCGCGACUAUCGGCGCAGUGAGCACUACCGUGAUCAACGCGUCCUGGUCGUCGGAGGUGGCCACAGUGGGUUAGACAUUGCUCCGGAGAUUGCAGAAAACGCUACGCGUGUCGUCUUAAGCCACCGUUGCCCGCAUGCUGCCCAUACCGGUUCACGGGUGGUUCAAAAACCGGAAGUGCGGUUCCUAACAGCAACCGGAGCGGUGUUUGUUGAUGGCGAAGAGGAAGACUUCGAUGUAAUUAUCUACUGCACCGGGUACCGCUAUUCGGUGCCGUUUCUUUCCGCGGAUUGCGGGGUAUCGGUGCAAAACAAUUGUAUCAGCCCAUUGUACUAUCACUGUAUCAACAUUAAUCAGCCGACGAUGGCGUUCAUCGGGCUGCCGUACAACGCUUGUCUCAUGCUGAUGAUGGAUCUGCAAGCGCGCUUCUGCUUGAAGUUUUACAGCGGUCAAAAGAACCUACCCAGCUGUGAGCAGAUGUUCCGAGCGUGGCAGGAAGAUACCACGGAGCGAGAAGAGCGAAAGCUUACCGGCAAACUGACGCACAUGCUGGCAGGCGAUUUGCAGCAGAGGUAUUACGACGAUCUAGCCAGGAUCGCCGAACUGGAACCACUGAAACCCGUGCUGGCCAAAAUGCACGCGGAGUGUAUCAGUAGCAAGCAGGAGGAUGUGAAUUUCCGAAACUAUGAUUAUCGCAUCAUUGACGAUCACAACUUUAUCAAGAUUCCUUUAUCCGGUGACGACGGCAUGGCUUAUAUCCCGCAAGGGGGCGCGUUGUAA
Anopheles bellator is the source of this 1358-nucleotide messenger RNA. Its product is annotated as senecionine N-oxygenase-like. Gene Ontology annotation, molecular function: N,N-dimethylaniline monooxygenase activity; flavin adenine dinucleotide binding; NADP binding. Lineage: Eukaryota; Metazoa; Arthropoda; Insecta; Diptera; Culicidae. The record is from RefSeq and is a predicted model, not a curated record. The coding region runs from base 39 to 1358 and encodes 439 amino acids. The transcript is spliced from 3 exons.